Molecule: messenger RNA, 836 nt
Organism: Paramecium octaurelia
Lineage: Eukaryota; Ciliophora; Oligohymenophorea; Peniculida; Parameciidae
Source: the annotation of a GenBank genome assembly
AUGAGUCAAGACACCAAAAUAAUUAAACGAACUUAAUUUACACCUUAGGAGUCAGAUAUAAAAAAUAUCAUUCCAACCCAAGGGAAAUCAAAAGAAGAGAUGCGUAUCUUCCUUUUCGAGUUUUUUGGAAUGGCUUUGUUUGCUUAUGGGUAAAAUGGGCAUUUCUUAAUAUUAGAAUAAUAUGCUCACAAGGGUCAGAUGAGUUUUUGGCGUUGUUUUUCUUUGCCUCAGUGUGCUUGGCUGCUCCAUUUUCAGGAGCACACGUUAACCCUGCGGUUACUUUGGCAAUGCUACUUUCAAGAAGAAUAAAUUUCGGAUAGGCAGUGUUAUAUUGGUUGGCGUAAUUUACUGGGGCUUUAUGCGGGGCUUGCUGUUGUUAUUUGAUAUUGAAUGAGGUUGAUAGCCCAUAAGUGAAGAGCUAAGAAUACAGUUGGAUACUCUCAGAUGUGAGCGGCGAGGCAUUUGGAGCAUUCACCUUUAUUCUUUUUAUUCUAAUAUAAACAGACUCAGAAACAACAUUAACCCCAGGAGGCUAACCAAUGACAACCUAUGUUUUAGUAGCGUUGGCGUUGUACUUCUCGAGAGGAUUUACAUUUCAUUCUGGAGGUACAAAUAUAAGUUUAAAUCUACUAAAGGUUGUUUGAACCCUGGGAUGGCUGUGUCGUUGUAACUCUUUCAGUCAUUUUAAACGGGAGAUAGGUAGAGAAUGGAAUUUUUGUGGGUGUUUGUAGGUGGUCCAAUGGGAGGAGGUUUCGGUGCAAGUGUAUUUUUUGAACUCUUUUAUAAGAAAUAAAUAAAGAGACUGUGAAAUUAUAAAUAAUUUUAAUCAAAAUAAU